Messenger RNA from Thalassophryne amazonica, 6254 nucleotides. Its product is annotated as protein mono-ADP-ribosyltransferase PARP14-like. The record is from RefSeq and is a predicted model, not a curated record. The transcript has 24 exons. NCBI's taxonomy places the organism in Eukaryota, Metazoa, Chordata, Actinopteri, Batrachoidiformes, Batrachoididae. Gene Ontology annotation, cellular component: cytoplasm; nucleus. Gene Ontology annotation, biological process: negative regulation of gene expression. The coding region runs from base 84 to 6233 and encodes 2049 amino acids. Gene Ontology annotation, molecular function: NAD+ poly-ADP-ribosyltransferase activity; transcription corepressor activity.
UGUGUUUGAGUGUGUGUGUGUGUGUCAUAAGUGCUACACUGGACAUUAAAACGGGUUUCAGUUGACAAACUAUUGGAAGUAACAUGGAGAACUACCAACAUGAACUGUUCUUUGAAAGCAAAAAGCUGAUGGACAGAGAGAAAGAAAAGAUCAGACGGCACUUUCAGAAAAGAAGAAAUUCUGGAGGAGGUGACUGUGGGAUGAUCACAAAUGUUGGCGAAAACAUCUAUAAGAUUUGCUUUAGGGAAAAAGAAGACCAGGAAAGGGUUUUGCAGAGGAAGGUUCACACUAUUUCACUUCCAUCUGGUGAGGUAUGUCUUGUGGUCCACCGUACCUAUCCACAAAACAAUCCUAACACCAUGGAUCAAGCGUCACGCUGUCAAGCACAGAAAUUCAUGGAAUCAAGUGUAGAAGGCCAUGAGAAGACUUUCCAUGUAGAUCUCUUUCUACUGUGUUAUCUCAGAGACAACCUCAAAGCACUUAAACUUAUACAGAAACAGCUCUCUUCAAUUGGCUGUUCAAUCCAGCUCAAUGUCGAGGAGGAGGAGCUUGUGGUUAGGGGCGACCAUAAAGACGGUUCUGGAGGACAUGAUGGCACUUCUGCAGACUUGUGGCAGGUAAAGGUGGACCGAGUCAUCAACGGGUUUAAGGAAAGCUACCUCUGUUACCACGUGUUAGAGCCAGAAAAAGAGAAACUAAUAAUGCGACACCCGUCCUUUGUGACCGACGCCAUAAAAGUGUACAGUAACGACGGUUACCCAGUCAUUGUGGGAGAGACUGAGAUUGUGAAGAGGAAAAUUGCCAUUCUGGAAAUGGACAUGCCAAACAGGAAGGAAUGCCCAGUUUUGGAGAAGCAGUUCAAUCUUUUAGAAGAAAUGUUUCUUCAAGAAAUGCGGAGACACUGUCCACAGGUUAAAAUUCUGAGAACCCAGUCGGAUAUGAUCAUCUUAGAAGGACCUGAUGAGGAGGUAGAAUCAGGAUCAGCAAAACUAAAUGAACUGAUCAAAAACGUGAAGGAAAAGAGAGUUGAUCUCCCAAAGGCAAUGCAGUACUUCAUAACAGUCAGUGGUGCCAUAUUUAAGUAUGAGAAUACUUUCCGGCAGUGCUUCAGAAAACCUGUUUCUCUGAUGUUCGACUCAGACCUUGUUCUGUCCAGUCUGUCCUCUGAUGUUCUGGAUGAAGCUAUCAAAAUUAUUCAUAGAGACAUAUCUGUAGUUACUCUUCAUUUACAGGGUGCUGCAGCGAUACCUCCAGAUCUAGACAGAAUCAAGGAAAUCCUGCAUGAAGCAAAAAAUAAAGCAAAUGCUACAGAGCUUAGAGUGGACGUCAGAUACACCACGGGACCUACAGGACCUUCAAGGACAGAAGUACGUUUGGUUGGCUACACUGAAAACGUAAACCAGCUUAAAGACCUGCUGCAUGACUACCAGAUGAACCACACUGAGGCACAUGAAGUACUGAACCUGCCAAUUCCCCAAAUGGUUGACCAUUUUGAUAAGAUCUUGGGUUGGAUUGGCAUGAAACAGCCCAAAGUGAUGUUGAAACCCUCACAUAUUCCCCAUCCUUGUGUGCUUAUAUCUGGUUCUUGCCGUCUAGUCCAGGAAACUCAGCAGGCUCUAAAUGCUGCUCUCAGCAGCGUGACAUCAGACACAUUAGUUCUAGAUGGACCAUGGGCUCAGCAGUAUUUCCAAGAAAAGGGCAAAAUGAGCAAAGACCUGGUUGAGAACUCCUGCCAAGUCCUCGUUAUGAUAAAGGACAGCAUGCCAGAAGACCUGAGGGCAAGCACCGCUGUCAGCAAUGUUGCACCAAAUACAACAACCACCAGAGGGCGGCACAACACCUUUGACAGUAGCAGCAGCACAAGUGCAGCAAAUGCAGCAACAAGCAGCACAUCCACCACCAGAUGUCGCUAUCACACCUUUGACAGUGGAAGCAGCACAUCAAAUAGGAUGAAUGUGGCAGCAAGCAAUGUAAGCCUGGAGUUCAAGCUCGGGAGUGUGGUGGACGAGCAGGUGGAUGUGUUAGUGGCCCCCAUGCUCAAGAAGCAACUCACCUCUACUAAAAUCGGCAAAUGUCUGUUGAGCAAAUCUUCAGCAAUCAAAGCCAAGUUUGACAAAGUCGCAAAGAAAUGUCGCCUUGCCCCUGGUGAUGUUUUGCAGCUUAGUGGACCUUCGUCACUGAGUUGCUCCAAGAUCUACUUCAUUGAAUGCCUGUCAUGGGACGGAGCUAAAGGGCUGAGUGUGCAGGCACUGGGAGACGGGCUCAGGAAAUGUCUGGACCUCUGCAGACAGCAGGGCUGCAUUUCUGUGGCCUUUCCAGUCAUCGGACCAGGAAUAUCUCUCAUGAUCCCACAGACAGAAGCUAUUAGAGUGUUAAAGGAGAAAAUUAUCCAGUUUGUGUCAUCCCAAAACCAUGGUACUGUUUCCAAUAUCCGUAUAGUCAUUAAAGAAGAUUAUCCCGACUCAGAGGAGUUCUACCAUGAGGUCUACAGACACUUCAGUUUAAACCAAGAAAGCCAAGCGAUUUUCAAGUCUGUCACAGGCAACCUCGAUGAAAUCACGAUAACGGUGCCAGAUGGAGUCAAACUCCAGCUGGCAUUUGGUGACAUCAGCAACGAGACAACAGAUGUUGUCGUGAACACGACAGACUUCUCUAACUUUAACACAGAUGUAUGCAAGGCCAUAUUAGCAAAAGCUGGACCAGUGGUGGAGGCAGGGCUGAAAGCAGUAGCAAAAAAGAACGGUGGACAGAUUUUUGCCUCUGCACCUGGCCAGUUCCCUUGCAAAACCAUUUUUCAUGUGAGCGGAGAACGAGAUGCAGUCAUUAUUAAGCAAGUGGUGUAUGGCAUCCUUCAGUGCUGUGAGGCCAACGGGCUCAGGUCUGUGGCCAUUCCUGCCAUCUGUGCCGGAGCUGGUGAACUGCAGCCUGAUGUUGUAGCAGACGCUAUCCUCCGAGCAAUCCACGCCAUCACGUUCUCCUCUACACUGCGUUGCCUCUGCAACAUCCGCAUCGUUUUGUCUUUGAUCAAUGUUUUUCUAGCGUUUAAAAAGAAAGCAAUGCAGCUGUUUCCUUCUGAUGUAAUCACCACAGAAUCAGUGCCUCAGUUGCCUCUUACCCAGCAACACCAGCCUCCACCCCCAAUAAAAUUGGACCCAAGCAUUUUGCACAUCCGUUCUCCAAUUCAGCAGUCCGUCUUUCUGAUCUUGGGUUUAUGCAGAAAGGAUGUUGAUAAUGCCAUGACCCAGCUGAAACAGCUAUAUCAGACUCAGUUCCUCAGAGAAACCUUCAGUACCGAUGAUCUUGCAGGCUUCAGUCAGGACGAUCUGAACAAUCUAGCCCAGAUGAUGGAGACCAUGGGCUUGCAUGUUGAACAAGAGCAGUCUGGUGAAGGUAGAUGGGUGGUGAGUGGAUUAAAAGAUGAUGUCAACCAGGUGAGGCAGAUGAUUCAUGUCAAGGUGCACACCAUCCUCAAGAAAGAGGUGAGAGGCAAGAAGGAGGAAGAGCUCUACAACCUCAUAGCCUGGUGCAUCCAGGGACAUGGCGACAUUUGGGAAAGGCUCCCCAAGGCAGCCAAUCACAACCUGGAAAAUGAUAAAGUUUUGGGUGGAAUAGUGGAUGAACAGGGCAUCCACUGGAAUGUGGAUCUUACGAAGAUGGAGGCCCAAAGAAUGGGACAGACAAGAAAGCUGAAAAGACUUCUGAAUCUACCAGACUUCCCUAUUCCCCUGUACUGGGACAACAUGAGCGCCGGUGAAAAUUUGAAAGUGGUUCCUCUGCAGCCUUCCUCUGCAGAGUACUGCACAGUGAAGACGGCCUUUGCUGCAACGGUGGCAAAACAUGUCGUAAAGAUUGAGCGUUUGCAGAAUGUCCAUCUGCGACAGGCGUAUGAAGUGCAGAAGAAACGCAUUGCUGAGAAAAACGCUCAGCUUAGGGGCAGAGUUGAAAAAUUUCUCUACCACGGAACAUGUGGAGACAAUUGCAACGCCAUCAUGAAAACUGGGUUCAACAGGCGCUACGCUGGGCAAAAUGGGACUCUGUGCGGUUUUGGAACAUACUUUGCUGUCAGCGCCGGGUACUCAGCCAACCCCAUCUACUCUAAACAGCUGUUGAUGGUUUCCCAGCUGAUGUUUGUGGCCCGAGUCCUGACUGACAAACCUUGGUUGUGUUCUCUUACAGAAAUUUGCAAAUCUCUCGCCUGUAACCUUGAUGAACUCACACUAACCGUGGGAGGCAGAGUCAAACUACAGCUGGUGCAGGGAGACAUCGCCAAGGAGACAACCGAUGCUGUCGUGAACACAACAAACUUCAUUAAUUUUAAUACAAGCACAUGUAAGGCCAUCUUAGCUAAAGCUGGACCAGAAGUGGAGGCUGCUCUAAAAACCGCAAAAGUGGAUGCAGGAGGAAUUUUUGUCACCCAGCCUGGCAACUUCCCUUGCAAAAUCAUUUUUCAUGUGAGCGGAAAAGGGAACACGAAAACUGUUGAAGAACUGGUGCUUGACAUCAUUUCACGCUGUGAAACCGCCAAACUCAACUCUGUGGCCAUUCCUGCCAUCUGUGUCGGACCUGGUAAUCUCAAACCUGAGGCUGUUGCAGGUGCCAUCUUCCGAGCAGUCCACACUUCCACUUCCUCUGCUUUAUUCAACUACCUGUCCACCAUCCGCAUAAUUCUGUUUGAGACCAAUGUUUUCCUGGCAUUCAAGCAGAAAGCCAUCCAAAGGUUUCCUUCUGCUGCCAUGAGCACAGUGUCAACGCUUCAUGCUCCACAACACCAGCAUCCACGCUCUAGGACGCAACACCAAAAUGACUUUCACACCGUUUCUUCCAUGAAACAAUCCAUCUUCCAGAUUGUGGGUCUUUCUGAAACCAAUGUGGAGCAUGCCAUGGCCAAGAUGAAACAGCUGUAUCAGACUCAAUGCGCCACAGAAACCAUAGACAUUGAAGGCUUCACUGACCAGGACAUGAAAUAUGUGAUGGAUACGAUGGCAACUGUAAGCUUGCAUUAUGCUAAGGAGGAGUCUGACAAAGGUGUACUGAAAAUAACUGGGCCAAAAGAUGGCAUUAACACACUGAGAAUUAAGAUGAUUGCAAGAAAAAAAGUAUAUUCAGAAAAGAGCAUAGAGAAGAUGAGGGCGUCCAUGAUAGUCUUCAGCUUCUCUCUUAUCCACUUCUCCAUCAAUGUAACCACAUCGUACAGUUUCUUUCCCACAGAGCUGGCCGUUCUCAACCGGUUUGCCCAGUAUGAUGACUUUAAUCUUCCUCUGUACUGGGACAACAUGACUGCUGAUGAAAAUCUGAAAGUGGUUCAACUGCAGUCUACUUCUGCUGAGUACAGGAAAAUUGAGCGUGUGCAGAACAUCUAUCUCAGAUGUGCCUAUGAAGUGCAUCACAGACGCAUUUCUGAUAACAACAGACAACUUGGGCAAGACAUUGAAAGGACUCUGUACCACGGGACCACUGAAGACAGCUGCAAAUCCAUCAUGACAAGUGGCUUCAACAGGAGCUACUGUGGCCAAAAUGGUAACCAUCUUCUGUCCUAUUUGUUUCAUUUGCUUUUGCAAAAACAGAUUUUCCUGAAAAGCUCAAUAGAUUUCUAUUCUUAUUUUUCUUUAUCAGUAUUGAUCUUGAUGGAUUGGUGUUUUCUUAAAGCAGGCAUUUCAUAUAGUUUCCACAGGAUUAGCAUCACUGAAAAGAUUUCAAGUGUGUGGAAAAACUAUAUUUCAAAACAGUCAGGUUUUGAAUUUCAUUGGUUUGGGUCAUCUUGGCAGAUCGAGCGAAUCCAGAAUGUCGACCUUCGCCGAGCCUAUAAAGUGCAGAAGAAACGGAUUUCUAAUAAGAAUGUGCACCUGAAGGCAGGAGGUGAACUCCUUCUGUACCAUGGGACCACUGAGGGCAACUCCAAGUCCAUCAUGAAAACUGGAUUUAACAGACGCUAUGCUGGACAAAAUGGUACUUCAUAUGGCCAAGGAACAUAUUUUGCAGUAGACGCCAGCUAUUCAGCCAACCCUGCCUACUCUAAACCAGCUGCUGGUGGUUCCCAGCUGAUGUUUGUGGUUCGUGUCCUGGCUGGUACCUACACUCUGGGAAAUAAGGACAUGAAAGUGCUUCCGCCUCGCAACCCCCAGCAGCCCCAUGACCUCUAUGACAGUGCUGUGAAUAAUUUGGACAACCCCACCAUGUUUGUUGUGUUCCAUGAUGACCAAGCAUACCCAGACUAUCUCAUCACCUUCAAGUGACUGUUACAGGCAAAGUGAUGC